Stylophora pistillata is the source of this 4589-nucleotide messenger RNA. RefSeq names its product transcription factor HES-1-B. Gene Ontology annotation, molecular function: protein dimerization activity; DNA binding. The record is from RefSeq and is a predicted model, not a curated record. Lineage: Eukaryota; Metazoa; Cnidaria; Anthozoa; Scleractinia; Pocilloporidae. Gene Ontology annotation, biological process: regulation of DNA-templated transcription.
AAUAUAGCAUCAAGGCCUGAUGGCGUACAGCUUGAAUUAAAUAUCGCUGGGCCGGCGAUAUUCGAGAAAUACGGACAAAGUUAUGUUAAGGUAUUUAAAGUAGAUCUUUGGAUCAUAAGAUGAUGAGUGUUUUAUAAAGCUGGAUAUGGUUAAAACAGGAAAAUAGAAGUGUUAAUGGAUCAUUAACUUGUUCAAUGUGAAACAAAACUGUCAACUACUGAUGGCGAUGUAAAGAAAAUAGCUGAAGCAGAUGAGCCGAAGAAGCUUGAAGACAAGGAGCCACAUAACAUACCAUAAUAUAUUUUAUUUGAUGAAGCAGGUUAAUAAUGGCAGCAAAUGCUAAUGUGGGCCUGGUCUUAAAGUAUAAAUAUCAUAUAAAUACAUGCAAAAGUAAGUGGAAAAAGUAUUUUACAGAUGAAAUGCAAAUAACUAAUUAACUAAAUUAAAUUAUUAGAGUUAAAAGUAUCACAAAAUCAUCGACGUUGUUGUUCGUUGCUGUUGGGUUAGAGCCAGAUGAAAUCACUUCUACAGACCUGUGAGAUUUCUUAAGGUGAGUUUUAAAUGAGGUAAAGCUUGGAACAGCUUUUAGCUCAGGGGUUGGUAAACAGUUCCAGAUUAUACUAGCACGGUGGGUAAAGGAGUCGUGAAGAACUUUAGAGUUAGAAUGAACAAGCUCAAAUCUUAGGUUGUCCCUUGGGUUCUCCCAUUGGGUGUGACUGUACUGAUGUAAACUGAAAUCAAUGAAAAGCGGAUGCAUGAGAUUAAUAAUAAUAGACAGACAUAUGCUGGUUUUUUAGCUGGCGCUCUCAUUGUAAAUCAAGAUACACUGAAAGAUAUUGUCUGUGUUCUCCUUGCUCCCGUUUCCCUCACGUUUACUCUGAAAUGCUAAGAGAUGAAGAAACGUAAAACGAUGUAGCUUUUCAGUAGGCCGCAUUUUUGCGUAAGCUUGUAAUUUUUCUGUUAAAGGCUUUUAGCCAAACAAAGAAUAUGUCAUUAAAAAGAAGAUGAUGAUUUAGUCUUCUAUGGUAAUGUUCCUGUGUCUAUAAAUAUGUCGCAUUUUACAAUCGCAUUUGCAACGUCUGAACUGCUAUGUAGCGAGCAUCAAACGAUGCCAAAUGAUAUUUACAGGAAGAUGUUUAUUUGGAAAUAUUUACAGCAGUGGAUACCCCAGCCACAUUUUAGGGAAAUUGAUCAAACAUUUACGUGAAUAGAGAUCCAGGAUUACUGAUUCAGCACGUUAGAAAUCGUUUUAGCACUUGGAUCAAUCCAGACUUGGCUCGAAAGCAGCGAGCCGAUUAACGCUGUGAUAAAUCAUAAGUGGCUUACUUCUAGAAAUUAACGCUGGCAAGAAGAGAAGUGUUAAAGAAUCAAACAGGACUUUAAUUAGCUUAUGAAAAAUGUUCGCUCAAAGACGAAUUCGUUUUUAAAAAUUACCAUUAUAGUUGAAUGAGUUUAAAACCGAAGAGAGCGCAAAUAUCGUCAAAAUUACCGUGACCCUUUACUUAGUACUACAUAUGUUACAAGUUGAUACAACUGAAGAGUUUCAAUUCUGAAGUCCUGAAAUAUUUACGACACAAUGAUAUUUUAUAACCAGACUUGAGUCUCGAGGUAGUGAAGUACUUCAUUGUUACCCACUUGUUUUGCGCUUACCAGCUCAAAACAUUGUUUCCAUUUCCUCGCGGUUCAGGUAAGCAGGCUAUCGACUAAAGAAUAAAGAGGUAAAUUCUACUUUAGGGUAAACAUUAAUUCCUUUGUAAAAGGGCUUCUGGAACACGACUACACUCGCAACUUCGUUGAAAAAAUAAGAUCUUCUGCCGCUAAACAUGUUGUGUUCAAGUUGUUUAUGUACAACUUUGAAGGCAUGAUUGAUAGCGUAUUAUGUAGACAAAUUUCUCCAUGAGGAGCUCAGAAAUCCAUUUAUUUAAACACGCCAUUCUAAUGCCAAAAAAUAUUUGCAUUUUCCUUUUUUCUUUCGUCGCUCUUGGAAUAAGUUUUUCCCCUUCCAAGAGAUAAAACAUUACAAAAAUUUAUUAUCAAUUAUCUGUUCCAUGAGCACAAUUAGAACAUGGAAGUGUCAGCUUUAAUGUCCUGUUGUCUAGUCAGAACAAUAUUCAACACACUCAGGGUAUAAAGCGGCUUUUGUUCAAUUAUGCUACUAUUCAUAAGCUAUGUCCAUUAUCGUUACAAGUUACUCAUAUACUAAACGUUGAAAAACAGACAUGGAAUCCUGCUCUUUCGAUAAUACUACAAAUACGUUCGCUUCGAUGAUCUGCAAAUUAUAAUCGCAUAAAAUAUAUAUCGUGCAGCCAGAUUUUUUUCUCUUGUCUUUAGUAAAAAAAUCGCAUGAGCUGAUAUCUGCUUAAAAGGUUUAUUAAGGGCAAACCUACUUAACAGUUUUAAAUGAAGUCGUUUGUUAAGAAGCAGCAUUUAUAAUAUUCCCAGUAUUUCUGUCUGAUAAUGAUCGAUGGUUUUCUCUAUUUAGGAGUUGACAUAACAACAGGAACAGGAAACAAGACGUUGCAGUUUUCUUAUUUUUAGAGACUUGACUGGAUUUUAAUAAUGAGUUUCCUGCAGACUUCAGUCUAUACAAAUAUUUCCUUGAGUUUUCCCAUUUCUUAAAAAUUGUUUAAACAAAGAUUAAGAUAAAAUAAAAAAUGAAAAAAGCUGAAGAGGUUACGAUACUUUUUUGAACGCUGUCACUUCACUUUCAGUUUAGCUUUUCGUGGUCUCGAUAUUUAAUAUGAAUUAUAAGUAAUUGAUUCGAUUAUGAGCUCAGUCGAGAUAUAUCCCUGAUUGUCAAACAUAGACCCGUAUCAGUGUCUCCAUUAUAGCAGAACAAAUAAAACUCCACCUGGCGUCGUGUUAAAUACGUGCUCCACCAAGGGAAUGUCGUUUAUUUCACAUUUAGUUCGCGAGUCGUUCUUCCGUGGGAAAUUUUCGCUUCCUUUUGUUAUUGAAAUACAUUCUACAAAGCCCGAUUUAAGUGUGAAGAAAGAUAAACUGAUAAAGAACGAGACAAACAAUGAAAAUAAUACCUGUUAUGUUUUCUGCAGCACGUGGAUUAUAACAGAAUGACUUAAACUUUCUAAAACGGUCAAUAUAAAACUUAUUAGAGGGCUUUAGAACCACAAGUUUUGCUAGGAAAAGAAAACCUCACUUCUAUAGAAGCAACGAGGGUGUCGCGUCAAUUACGGCACGUGCUCAAAUAGCCUGGAUGCCCAAUUUCAAGAGCAGAGAUUGUCAUUCUGCUUUUGUUUUAAAAAUUUGAAUGUACAAGUAGCAAAACGAUAAUUAUAUGAAGUGAAUUACGGGCCUCUAAGCCAAUCAGCUUCGUCUGGUCUCACGCUCUUCACGCGCCACUGAAGGCGGGAAACAAUGCAAACGACGGUUAUCGUGCGACUCUAAGCACUCAGCCAAUCAGAGGCGACUGUUCCCACGGUUGUGGCUUUGUCUAUGAAGCCAGCAUUGUUUAGGCAGCAAGCCGAUUGUCACUGGACAGGUGUUUGUAAAUAAAACUCAUCCAAUGUCGGCACACGACCCCGAUAUUUUCCCACGAUUGAUGAAUAUAAAUGUGAUCGCAUCAUGCAUGUCGGACGGUUCGCGACAAACACUCGCAUAGUCAACAUCUCCGACAAACUUCCAUAAAAAAACUCGUUAGCAAACUUCAAAAAAACAUGGCUGUUGAAUGCUAUGACAGUGCAAUCUAUGUUAGCAAGAUUCUCUCCGAAAGAAGAAAGGCAAAGAAACCUUUGAUGGAAAAAAUGCGCAGAGCGAGAAUCAAUGAAAGCUUGAACGAAAUGAAGAGCUUGGUCUUGGAUCUUUUGCAUAAAGAUGCUUCUCGUUAUUCCAAGAUGGAGAAAGCUGAUGUUCUUGAGAUGACUGUGACAUAUUUGAAAGCCUUACAGCGAAAGGAUUGCCGCUCUGAAGGUCCUCAGUCACCAGCCGAGUACAGAGCUGGCUUCAACCAGUGCUUCAACGAAGUCAACAGAAGCACGACCUGUGAAGGAAACGAGCAGCUCAGGGAAAAACUCUUGUCACACUUGGCUUCGUGUUACCAUAGCGACGCCACUAACCGUGUCGCCACGAGCCACGCUUCAGGGAUUCCCGCCGUGACUUCGAGUUUUCCCGCCAUUGCGCCAAACACCGUCUGGGUUCCAUAUCCUUCACCACCGCCAUCUCCAACAAAUCAACCUACAGUUUUUAUUCCCGUAACAAGUCCAGUUAAAACUGAAAUGCUAAGAAUACCAUCUCCUGUCAGUCCAUCGGCGGCUCAGACACAGCAAAUCAGCCUCUCGCCUGCGAGUUCUCUUAGCGCUGAAACAAAAACACCACUAUGGCGUCCUUGGUAACCAAUAAACACUGAAUUUAAAAUGCUAGAAAGUAAGCUCUUCAAAGGCAACGUUGCAAAUCUAAGGCAGGAUUCCUGUCAUAAUUUUACGCACUGAGUGCGGUUUCUUUACUUGCUUUUCUUCGCCGGCGUAUAGAGCUUUUGUUGAGAUUAUUAUGAAUGACAAAGUGAAAGAGAUUAUUUGUAAAUUUAUAUGCAAAUUACUGCUUGGCAGUUUAUAAUAAAGAAAGGAUUAAUUUAA